Exophiala aquamarina CBS 119918 is the source of this 717-nucleotide messenger RNA. RefSeq lists its product as uncharacterized. Lineage: Eukaryota; Fungi; Ascomycota; Eurotiomycetes; Chaetothyriales; Herpotrichiellaceae. Bases 1 to 717 code for a protein of 238 amino acids. Gene Ontology annotation, biological process: GPI anchor biosynthetic process. Gene Ontology annotation, molecular function: mannosyltransferase activity. Gene Ontology annotation, cellular component: endoplasmic reticulum membrane; mannosyltransferase complex. The record is from RefSeq and is a predicted model, not a curated record. The transcript has 2 exons.
AUGUCUAAAUCCAUGCUGUUAGCUUUCAUUAUAUGGUGCAUAAAUGUUUCUGCAAAUGUAGAAAAGGUGAUUUUCAUCGCUCCAGACACACAGCCAAAGCCACAGGACACAAGUAUCGACAAUCUCCUCCUGACGCCACUGUCCGAAUCCUAUCCCGCUGUUCGAACAUACAUUAACGCAAGUUUCCCAACCAAUACAUCGCUCAAGGGAACCGAAUCCUGGUUCCUCCUGGACGGACUCAAACCUCGUCGACGCUAUGAAGUCAGAGUUUGCUGGCUAGCAACCCAACCAACGUCCUUUUGGCUCUACUCCCAUCAGGUUGACGCCGUCUUCUCUGAACCCACUCUCAUCUCGUCUUUAAGCACUUAUUCAUAUGCGAGACAUGAUCAACUCAAUUCGAACGAUUUGGAGCUCGUGAAGAACCGCAAGGCAAAACACGAUUCCAAACAAGAGUCGACAUUUCUCUUCCUGCAGGUCUUUGCAGCUGCGGACUAUUUCAGCCUGAACCAAACUCUCAUGGAUGAUGUGCCUCCAGUGGCGGUUGAUCUUAUAUUAGAUCCAUAUGUCUUGGACAUUCUUCCAAAGUCCCUGCUGCCGACUGGUCUGUAUCUUGGCGUCAUUGGAUUCAUUGCUUGGCAGGCCUCCAGUUGGAUUCUGCGGUGUCUUCCCUCAAGCAAUGCUGUCUCGAACAGAAUACCCUCGGAUAAAUCCGAUUAG